Nematostella vectensis (starlet sea anemone) is the source of this 1810-nucleotide messenger RNA. RefSeq lists its product as uncharacterized. The coding region runs from base 138 to 1742 and encodes 534 amino acids. Lineage: Eukaryota; Metazoa; Cnidaria; Anthozoa; Actiniaria; Edwardsiidae. The record is from RefSeq and is a predicted model, not a curated record. The transcript is spliced from 18 exons.
CAUUAAGUCAAUUUCUUCUCACAUUUAUUUGAUAUUUAUGUUAUACCCAUUAACCGAGAAAAAAAUACUACCUAUGUGGAUCAUAAAUCUAACAAAGCCUGAGUACCCUUAUCUAAGGCCUUUUUUUCUUGUUUGCAAUGUCACUAGAGAGGGCAAGGGAGGAUGACUGCAGAGGCUUUUUAAAGGACUUAGAAGCACUUAACCCGAGUAUAUUUUCAAAGACUGAUGCCCUGAAUGUAACCCUUUUAAAGAAAGAACUUUCUACAUUUGUUGAGGGGCUAAAACAUAAAAGCUACCUGAUGCCAUUUAGCAACUUGGAAGGACAGCACCUAGAGUUGGCCCGGACAAUAGGCUGGAUGAAGUGCAAUGAUUUAAAAGACUUUGAAAAGCUGUUCUCUAGGCUAGAGGCUAUACCAUGUCAAAUUUCACAGUUUAUUGACCUAAUGAAGGAAGGGAUAAAAACCCAACGGUUACCUCCUCGGAUCACAGUGAAUAAUGUCCCAGGGCAGAUCCAGAGCUUUCUUGACCUCAAGUUUGAAGACAGCUCAAAGCUUUUUAUGCCUUUCAAGAACAUUCCUGAAUCAUUCACAGAGAAAGAAAGACAAUUCAUCAAAGGGAAAGUAUCCCUUAUAGAGGAUACAGUAAAACCAGCAUUCAGACAGCUACAAACCUUUUUUACUGAGGAGUAUCUUCCAGCAUGCCGAGAAUCUAUUGCACUAACUGAGCUGCCUGGUGGAAAGGACUAUUAUCAGCAGUGCUUGGAUUUUCAUCUCACGUGCCAUAUGAGUCCAGAGGAAAUCCAUCAAGUGGGGCUCAGAGAGGUGGAGAGAAUAAGGACCCGAAUGGCCCAGGUUGCAAAAGAGACAGGCUUUAAAGGGACUCUGGAUCAAUUCAUUUCUCACCUCAGAGAGGACAGGAAACAUUACUUCAAAGAUAAGGAGGAUCUGUUGAAGGGCUAUCGUCAUCUUUGUUUCAACAUCAUCACCCCAUUGCUACCAAAGUUAUUCAAGAAUUUACCCAAGGCAACGUUUGAGAUCUGUGAGGUACCUGAGGAAUCAGCCCCUAAUUUUCCUGGAGCAUUUUAUUUGGCACCUCCAGAAGAUGGCUCUCGCCCGGGAACGUUCAUGGUCAACACUUACAAACAUGAGGAGAGACCAAAGUUUGAGAUGCCAAGUCUAGCGCUACACGAAGCUGUGCCCGGCCACCACCUACAGGCCGCCGUGGCGCUUGAAAGUGACAAGCAGCCUAGCUUUCGAAGAAACCUAGAGGAUCGGUUAUAUUACCUGGCGCCUGGAAGAUUUGCUAUAAACACUGGAUACGUUGAGGGCUGGGGGCUGUACUGCGAGUAUCUCGGAGAGGAACUGAAGCUCUACACGGAUCCUUAUGAUAUGUUCGGUCGACUUUCUCAUGAGAUGCUGCGGUCAUGUCGUCUUGUUGUGGACACAGGAAUGCACGUCUUAGGAUGGUCACGUGAUCAAGCUGUGGAGUUUAUGACCAAGAACACCGCCAUGUCGGUUCAUGACGUCAAUGCUGAGGUCACGAGGUACAUCACGUGGCCAGGGCAGGCGUGCGGCUACAAGAUUGGAGAGUUAAAGAUACUGGAACUCAGGGAAAAAGCGCGCAAGGAACUGGGGGAGAAAUUUGACAUCCGUGACUUCCAUGAGGUAUUUCUGUCUCUCGGCCCAGUCCCACUGGCCGUGCUAGAAGAUGCUGUGUCAGAGUAUAUAAAGUCAACAAAGUGAACAAUAUUUCAUCAAUAGUGCUUAUGGAACAUUAUGGUAGCUUUAAUAAAAAUAAUAAUUCAAAUAAA